Temnothorax curvispinosus is the source of this 381-nucleotide messenger RNA. RefSeq names its product cytochrome P450 4C1-like. The transcript has 2 exons. Gene Ontology annotation, molecular function: oxidoreductase activity, acting on paired donors, with incorporation or reduction of molecular oxygen; heme binding; monooxygenase activity. The record is from RefSeq and is a predicted model, not a curated record. The annotation marks the transcript as partial. Lineage: Eukaryota; Metazoa; Arthropoda; Insecta; Hymenoptera; Formicidae.
CUGUGUAAAAACAUCACAAUAACAAGAGACGCCUUUUAAUUAACAAUGAUAAUACAGGAUCGUGUCAGGAACGAAAUCAACACUGCCUUGCAAGAGAAUGAGCAGAAGUUUACUAUGAACUUAUUGCAAGACCUACCAUAUUUGGACAGAUGUAUAAAGGAAGCAUUGCGCUUAUACCCCAGCGUGAUUUUCAUAUCACGAAUUCCUGCGGAAGACGUAAAAUUACAGUCAUAUUUGGUACCUGCUGGAACAUUCUUGCAUCUUAACAUUUACGGAGUCCACAGAGAUCCCAAUUUUUGGUCAAAUCCAGAAGUAUUUGAUCCUGAUAGAUUCUUGCCUGAGAAGAUCCGACAUCGCCAUCCUUAUUCGUAUUUACCAUUC